Messenger RNA from Dioscorea cayenensis subsp. rotundata (Guinea yam), 576 nucleotides. RefSeq lists its product as uncharacterized. The coding region runs from base 1 to 576 and encodes 191 amino acids. Lineage: Eukaryota; Viridiplantae; Streptophyta; Magnoliopsida; Dioscoreales; Dioscoreaceae. The transcript has a single exon. The record is from RefSeq and is a predicted model, not a curated record.
AUGUGGGUCACCCCUACUAGUUUCAAGGGGUUCGUCCCCCGGAAAAUUACCGCGUUUGCGUGGUUAGUAUGGGAUAGGAAGAUUCUUACGCUUGAUACCCUCUUCGCUAGGGGUUGCAACAAACUGUCGUCAGUGACCUGUCUGCUGUGCUGUUCUGAUAUUGAGUCCAUUGACCAUCUAUUUUUUAGAUGCCGCUUCUCCAUGGACAUUUGGGACCGUCUUGCUCUCAUUUUUUCAUUUCAACGUGCCCCCUCCUCUAGUUUGGAUUUGUGGGGUAGUUGGCUUUGUGAGCUGGACCCUCUUAUUAGGCUCCCCUGCUCGCUCAUAGCUAGGGUGGCCCUUUGGCAUAUCUGGCUUACUAGAAAUAACUGUGUAUUCAAUUCAGUGAUUAUUUCUAUGCAUGUGGUUUUCUUGAAUAUUUGUCAUAUGUAUCUUUCUUGGAUGUCAGCUGCCCCUGCUAAAGAGUUGCACAAGCUGGAAGAUUCCAUUGCUGCUGUUAGACGCUACAUCCAGUUCUUUGGUUCCCAUUCUUGCUUGGAACUGGAACCCGAUGGGCCUGUCGACUUCACCGGCUAG